This is a messenger RNA of Leptopilina heterotoma, 1652 nucleotides long. RefSeq lists its product as uncharacterized. The transcript is spliced from 5 exons. The record is from RefSeq and is a predicted model, not a curated record. Lineage: Eukaryota; Metazoa; Arthropoda; Insecta; Hymenoptera; Figitidae. The coding region runs from base 145 to 1425 and encodes 426 amino acids.
GUUGGUAAGUGCACGCAUAUCAUAAUAUUAUUAUUAAUUAUUUUUAUAUAAUUAUAACUUCAUAUAUUAAGUAUAUAUUAAAGUAAUGUAAUUAAAGCUACUACGGAAAACUAGUGAUUAGACACCACAAGUACAGUUCAAACAAUGGAUAAUAUAGAAGUAAAUUACUGUAACUCAAGCGAUUCAUCUUCAUCAGAUAAUGAAAAUAAUAUUUUAUUAGCGAUGUUAUGUCUUUUGCGUCGAAAAAAAAAAAGAAGGUUUCGCGUACAUCCUCUGUGGAAGAGUAGAGAAAUAAAGGGAUUACACAAUAAUCUAAUAGCUGAAUUGGCAAUUGUGGACGAAUUGUUAUUCAGAUCUUACACUAGGAUGAGCGUUGUAGAAUAUGAAAACCUUCUACAGGAAGUUGGUCCUUCUUUAGUGAGUUUUCCGACUCGCAAGGACAUCAUUAAUCCGUCCACGAAAUUAAUGUUGACAUUAAGAUUUUUAGCCACUGGUGAAACCUUUUCUUCGCUGCAUAUGCAAUUUAGAAUGGGGAAGUCAACAGUCCAGAGUAUUAUUUAUAAUACUUUAGACGUAAUUUGGACAAAAUUGCAGCCAAAAGUAAUGCCAGUUCCUAAAUCAAAUGCAGAAUGGAAGAAAAUUUGCAAGGGUUUUGAAGACCAAUGGCAAUUUCCUCAUUGCUGGGGAGCAAUGGAUGGAAAGCACAUUGUAAUGCAGGCCCAACCACACAGUGGUUCUACCAACUUCAAUUACAAAAAGCAGCAUAGUUUGAAUUUAUUGGCUGUUUGUGACGCCUAUUAUAAAUUUAUAAUAGUUGACAUUGGAGGAAGGGGCAGGGAAAGUGAUGGCGGAGUUCUGCAAAAAAGCAACUUUGGAAAACAAUUAUUUAAUAAACAAUUAAAAAUUCCACACCCUUCUAAAUUAUACCCUGGAGGACCAAUGUUGCCGUAUUUUUGUGUGGCUGAUGAAGCUUUUCCUCUACAUGUUAAUAUUAUGCGUCCAUUUCCCGGUCGAUCAACUGGUCGGAUGCCUAAUGAGCAGCGGAUAUUUAAUUACAGGUUAAGCAGGGCAAGAAGAACCAUUGAGAAUACAUUUGGCAUUAUGGCAUCUCAAUGGAGAAUAUUUCGCCAACCUAUUAAUGCCAGAGAAGAUAAUAUUAAAAAAAUCGUUCUCGCUGCUACCUGUCUUCACAAUUACCUUCGACAAGAAGAGUUACAGUAUGCUGAAGACGAAAGGCAUUAUUGCCCAAGAAAUCUUGUGGAACAGAUGGGGAACGGACAAGAAAUAGACGCCUUUUCUCCUUUUCAACAUAAUUUUGUCCAAAACUUAAGUGCCAUUCGUGUUAGAAAACUUUUAAUGGAUUAUUUUUUAAAUCGAGGAAGUGUGCCAUGGCAACAGGAAAGAGUUGACGAAGGAAUGUUCUGAAUAAUAUUUUGUAUUAUUUUGUUUUUGAUUUUUUUAGAAUUUUGUUCGAUAAACAAAAAAACAAUAAUGUUUUGCUUUGUCACCAACAGUUAUAAAAAAUUAAAAUGUAUAUAUUUUAUAAUAUACGAAAAAUGUGUAUAGUAAUGAUUUUCUUACAAAUUCUAUAUCAAUAAAUUAUUUGUAAUAUGUAUUGUCCUGCAGUACAAUAAAUUAUUUUGUUUAAUGAA